CUCUAAGGUUCUUUUUAUUUAAAAUAAUUUGCCACCCUUUGAAAGGUAGUAGUUAUAUACAGAGGUGAAAGAAGAAAAAGUAAAAUAUAUAUGUAUAGCAAAGAAAGUGAGUAGAUAAUUAAGUGAAGAAAAUAUGUAUAGAUUCAGCAACACAGUGAUAGGUUUCUUGAAUCUAUUCACACUGUUAGCAUCAAUUCCAAUCAUAGGUGCUGGAUUGUGGAUGGCAAGGAGCAGUACAACAUGCGAGAAAUUCCUUCAAACACCACUCUUGUUCAUAGGUUUCAUAAUUCUCAUAGUUUCAUUGGCAGGUUUCAUAGGAGCUUGUUUCCAUGUUGCAUGGGCACUUUGGCUCUACUUGUUUGUCAUGUUGUUCCUCAUAGGGGCAUUGAUGGGGCUAACUGUUUUUGGUUUUGUGGUAACAAGCCAAGGUGGUGGACUGGAUGUGCCUGGCAAAGUAUAUAAAGAGUAUCAUCUUCAGAAUUACUCAUCAUGGUUGAGAAAGAGGAUUAAGGAUCCUCAGUAUUGGGUCACUAUUAGAGCUUGUAUUUUGGGUUCCAACACUUGUGGUACUCUUAUUACUUGGACUCCCUAUGAUUAUCUUACCAAAGACUUGACUCCUAUCCAGUCAGGAUGUUGCAAGCCGCCAACAGCAUGCAACUAUGGAUUGACAACAAUGACACAGGAGGCAGAUUGUUACCACUGGAACAAUGAUCCUAAUUUGCUGUGCUAUAAUUGUGAUUCUUGCAAGGCUGGAGUUCUUGAAGAUGUGAGAAGGGAUUGGCAAAAGAUAUCAGUUCUUAACAUUGUCAUGCUUGUCUUACUCAUUGGGAUUUACUCCAUUGGUUGUUGUGCUUUCCAAAACACCAAGAGGGCUGUAUCCGAUUACCCACAUGGUGAAAACCGUAUGUAUAAAGUCCGACCCAGAUGGGAUUUCUAUUGGUGGAGAUGGUGGCACGACAGGAGACAUCAGCUUUAUUAGACCAAAACUUGGCACUUCGUUUGGUGCACAAUAUCGUUCUCCAAAAGCAACAUAUCAUCAAAAGUGAUGCUAAUUAGUACUCUCUUUGUUUUCCUCAUUUAGCAGGGUUUUUUCCACAGCUUGCUUUGAUCGCCUUUUCUGUACAAAGAAAAGAUUUUACUACUUUAUUUCACAUUCUACGCUUUCCUUUUCCACCUUUUUAUGUUUAGUCUAGCUUUUUCAAUUUUGAAAAUAACAAAAUUAAGUAUAUUGAUACAUA
Molecule: messenger RNA, 1238 nt
Organism: Solanum dulcamara
Lineage: Eukaryota; Viridiplantae; Streptophyta; Magnoliopsida; Solanales; Solanaceae
Product: tetraspanin-6
Exons: 3
Coding region: 134-979 (281 amino acids)
Biological process (GO): auxin-activated signaling pathway
Cellular component (GO): plasma membrane; plasmodesma
Source: RefSeq, a predicted model, not a curated record